Messenger RNA from Pygocentrus nattereri (red-bellied piranha), 799 nucleotides. It is a transcript of the gene rpl9, whose product is annotated as ribosomal protein L9. Lineage: Eukaryota; Metazoa; Chordata; Actinopteri; Characiformes; Serrasalmidae. The record is from RefSeq and is a predicted model, not a curated record. The transcript has 8 exons. Gene Ontology annotation, biological process: cytoplasmic translation. Gene Ontology annotation, molecular function: rRNA binding; structural constituent of ribosome. Bases 49 to 627 code for a protein of 192 amino acids. Gene Ontology annotation, cellular component: cytosolic large ribosomal subunit; ribosome.
UUGCGUCAUGACGUCCCUUCUCUUUCCUUUCCUCCUCUAUCGGCGAGAAUGAAGACCAUUCUCAGUAGCCAGACGGUGGAUAUCCCUGCCAAAGUCGAUGUGUCCCUAAAGGGGCGCACCGUCACCGUGAAGGGACCCCGCGGGAUCCUCCGCCGGGAGUUCAACCAUAUUAACCUGGAGCUCCGUCUGCUCGGCAAGAAGCAGAAAAAGCUGCGUGUGGACAAAUGGUGGGGUAACAGGAAGGAGCUGGCCACUGUCAGAACCAUCUGCAGCCAUGUUCAGAACAUGAUUAAGGGUGUAACUUUGGGCUUCAGGUACAAGAUGCGAUCAGUGUACGCCCAUUUCCCCAUCAACGUGGUGAUUCAGGAAAGCGGAACACUGGUGGAGAUCAGAAACUUCCUGGGAGAGAAGUACAUUCGCCGUGUCCGCAUGAGGCCAGGUGUGAACUGCGCACUCUCUGCAGCCCAGAAAGACGAGCUGGUUUUGGAGGGUAAUGAUAUUGAGCUGGUGUCGAACUCAGCGGCCCUCAUCCAACAGGCAACCACAGUCAAAAAUAAGGAUAUCAGAAAGUUCCUGGACGGUAUCUAUGUCUCUGAGAAGGGGACAGUAGUGGAUCCAGAGGUGUAGAGGACACAAGCUGCGCUGAUCCAGCAGGCCACCACUGUACGGAAGAAAGACAUCCGGAAAUUCCUGGAUGGAAUCUAUGUCAGCGAGAAGACAACUGUGGAGGAGCAGCCAGAUAAUUAACAGCAUCUGUCCUUGUAAAAUCUGUCAAUAAACCUUUUUUUUCCACCCACCA